This is a messenger RNA of Ilex paraguariensis (yerba mate), 1551 nucleotides long. NCBI's taxonomy places the organism in Eukaryota, Viridiplantae, Streptophyta, Magnoliopsida, Aquifoliales, Aquifoliaceae. The record is from the annotation of a GenBank genome assembly.
AUGAUUGCAAGAGGCAACAAUAAGAUGGUUCUAAACGUUGAGAUAAUCUCAAAGGAAAUGGUUAAACCAUCAUCUCCAACACCCCUUAACCUUAGAAACCACAAGCUAUCCUUCUUAGACCAGCUUGCACCACCAGUUUACGUUCCUCUCAUUUUCUUCUACCCUUCUGAUCAGUUGGGCUGUGAGAUUGAUCAUCGUGCCAAAAACUCUCUCUCCCUGAAACAAUCUUUAUCAAACACCUUGACCCAGUUUUACCCACUAGCAGGAAGGAUCAAAGACAACCUUUUUGUUGAUUGUGAUGAUACUGGAGUUGAGUUCAUUGAGGCCCAAGUUCAUUCUCAACUCUCCAAAGUUAUUGAAAAACCCAACAUGGAAGAACUGAAACAGUAUCUCCCUGUAGAGCCAUAUAGCAGUGGGAUUGGCAUGGUGAGGAAGAUACUUUUAGCCAUUCAAAUCAACUUUUUUGAGUGUGGUGGGAUGGCCAUUGGAGUGUGCAUGUCUCACCAGAUAGCGGAUGGGUCUUCGUUGGUCUCAUUCAUCAAUUCAUGGGCUGCAAUAUCUCGUGGGGAUACCAAGAUUUUGAGCCCUAAUUUUGAUAUGGCGGCCCACUUCCCACCCAGAGAUUUAUUAGGGUUUAGACCAACCACAGGCAUCACCAAAGAGAAGAUUGUGACAAGAAGGUUCGUGUUCGAUAAUUCACAGUUAGCUGCACUUAAAGAAGCUGCGUCAUCGGCGUUUGGAUCACAAGUAAAGGACCCAACUCGUGUAGAAGCCAUCUCAGCUUUCAUCUGGAGGCAUUUCAUGGAGGUUGCCAAAGUUAAAAUGGAUACUAGAAAGAUUUUCGGUUCAAUCCAUGCAGUGAAUUUGAGACCCAAAAUGAACCCACCACUUCCAGAUCAUGCCUUUGGAAACCUCUGGAGGGUGGCGCUUGCACUGUUGCUGCCGCCGGACGGUGCCGGAGAUUAUCAUGAUCUGGUUACCCAACUAAGGAACGCGAUAAGGAAAAUCAACAGUGAUUACGUGAAGAAACUACAAACCGGAGAUGAGUACUUGGAGUUUCUCAAUAGAUCAACAGAACAAUUUUCAAAAGGAGACGUGGAGUUUUGUAAUUUCAGCAGUUGGUGUAGGUUUCCUGUGUACGAGGUGGACUAUGGUUGGGGCAAACCUGUUUGGGUCUGUACCACCACCAUGCCUUUUAAGAAUGUGGUGAUCUUGAUGAGUACGAGGUCUGGGGAUGGAAUAGAAGCUUGGGUGAACAUGGUUGAAGACGACAUGGUGAUGCUUGAGCAAGAUCACAAGCUUCUUUCUGCCAAUAAUUUCGCUGCCUGAAACCCGAGAAAGUUUUGUGUGGGUUUAAGACACCACAUGACAGAGUUAUAUGGUGUAUUACGCGCACCCUGUUGGUGAUUCUUCAAUUAGGAAAUUUUAGGCAUAGGUCAAUAUUUCAUAUUUUCUGAAGUGUUCAUGUAUCUAUCUCUAUGUUCAGUAUAAUGGAGAACAGCACAAACCUGCAUGUUCUUAAUAUUUCUUUCUUCCUCUUCCUCUUCCUCU